AUGUCGGAGUGUGAGUAUAUGUCAGUUGUUUAUUGUACAGAGUAUAUGUCAGAGUGUGAGUAUAUGUCAGUUGUUAUUGUAACGAGUAUAUGUCAGAGUAGUGAUGAGUAUAUGUCAGUUGUUAUUGUAAUCGAGUAUAUGUCAGAGUGUGAGCAUAUGUCAGUUGUUAUUGUAACGAGUAUAUGUCAGAGUGUGAGUAUAUGUCAGGCUGGGGUCAACCAGCUCGGAGGAGUGUUCGUCAACGGACGUCCCUUGCCGGAUUACGUACGUCGACGCAUUGUAGAGAUGGCGCUGAUGGGAGUGCGCCCGUGUGACAUCUCCAGACAGCUGCUGGUCUCCCACGGCUGUGUCUCCAAGAUUCUCACCAGGUUCUACGAGACAGGGUCCAUCAAGCCGGGAUCCAUAGGUGGCAGUAAGCCUAAGCAAGUAGCUACGCCCACAGUAGUAAAGAAGAUUCUCCGCUUAAAACAAGACAACCCAGGUAUGUUCGCGUGGGAGAUCCGCGAACAACUUUCUGGCCAGCGAGUGUGUGAAGCUGCGGCACUGCCAUCUGUGUCAUCUAUCAACCGUAUCCUCCGCAACUCAGGCCUCUGGACGCCGCACGAGGCUGCGGCUGCGGCGGCCGCAGCCGCCACUACCGCCACUCACCCGUCACCGCACUCGCCCGCAGCUGCCCACGCUGUUGUUACCGCAGCGGCUGCUGCCGCAGCCGCUGCCGCAAGUGUGUCUUUUCUGUCACUUCAGUUGGUUUCAGGGACACCAGAUGGUUUUAGGGGCACUAGCUAG
Molecule: messenger RNA, 786 nt
Organism: Cherax quadricarinatus
Lineage: Eukaryota; Metazoa; Arthropoda; Malacostraca; Decapoda; Parastacidae
Source: RefSeq, a predicted model, not a curated record